AUGAUGGAGCAGCCCACCCCCAUCACUAAGACGGAAAAUGAUGAUGAAAUGAAAUCAGUUCCAUUGGAGCCCGAUGCUAAAGAUCCGAAUCCGGUGGCUGGAACCGGCCCCGACCCGAAGCCCGAUGGCGGUGCUGCAUUAAAGCCACCGGAUAAAGCCGAUAUAAAUGGCCGCGGUAGCAGCGCUGACGGGGAUUCCAAGGGGAAGAAUAGCGCUGCGGAGGAGAGUGUUACUACUGACCCGGCGGCGGAGGGUUUGAAAACGAAGAAAUCGGUGCGGUGGAGCCAGGAGCUGGUGAUGGAAAAGCCGAUCCCGAGGGAUUCCGAUAGCGGAUCUGGCAAUCCGUACGUCAAUUACUCGCCAGCGCCCGCCGCUAAUUCCUCAUCGUUCAAUUUCAAAGAAACUAUGGGCAGUGUGAAGGAUGUGUUGGGGAAAUGGGGGAAGAAGGUUGGAGAAGCAACCAAAAAGGCCGAGGAUCUUGCCGGGAACACUUGGCAGCACUUGAAAACAAGCCCUAGUCUGGCGGAUGCUGCUCUAGGAAGAAUUGCUCAAGGAACAAAGGUUCUAGCUGAAGGUGGUUACGAAAAAAUAUUUCGGCAGACAUUUGAGACAGUUCCUGAGGAGGAGCUGAUGAAUUCAUUCGCGUGCUACUUGUCAACAUCAGCUGGUCCUGUCAUGGGUGUUUUGUACGUCUCCACUGCAAAGCUUGCAUUUUGUAGUGAUAACCCGCUUUCUUACCAAGAUGCAGAUAAGACUGAGUGGAGCUAUUAUAAGGUUGUUAUCCCAUUGCAUCAAUUAAAAGCGGUGAAUCCUUCAACAAGUAGAACCAACCAAUCUGAAAAAUACAUCCAGAUCAUAUCGGUCGAUAAUCAUGAAUUUUGGUACAUGGGCUUCUUAAAUUACAACGGGGCUGUAGAAUGCUUGCAGCACGCCUUACAAGCUCGUGAGAAUCAAGCAGUGUAA
Messenger RNA from Striga hermonthica, 963 nucleotides. The record is from the annotation of a GenBank genome assembly. NCBI's taxonomy places the organism in Eukaryota, Viridiplantae, Streptophyta, Magnoliopsida, Lamiales, Orobanchaceae.